Neopelma chrysocephalum (saffron-crested tyrant-manakin) is the source of this 467-nucleotide messenger RNA. RefSeq names its product translational activator of cytochrome c oxidase 1-like. NCBI's taxonomy places the organism in Eukaryota, Metazoa, Chordata, Aves, Passeriformes, Pipridae. The record is from RefSeq and is a predicted model, not a curated record. Gene Ontology annotation, cellular component: mitochondrion. The annotation marks the transcript as partial. The transcript has 3 exons.
AGGGUGGUGCUGACCCCUCCCUAAAUCCCCUUUUCCCCCCCCCAGAGGGUGGUGCUGACCCGUCCCUGAACGCUGCCCUGGCUCAGGUGGUGGAGCAGUGCCGGGCCCACAACAUGCCCAAGGCCAACAUCGAGGCCGCCCUGCGCAGCGCCGAGCGCUCGGGAGGGGGGUCCCGGGUGCUGCUGGAGGCUCGAGGCCCGGGGGGCUCCGCGCUGCUGCUCGAGGUGCUCACGGACAACCCCCGGCGCUCCCAGCAGGAAUUGAGGCUCAUCCUCACCAGGAACGGGGGGUCUCUGUCCGAGGGGGCCCGUCACGGCUUCGAGCCCACGGGGGUGGUCCGCGUGGCCCCCCGGGACGGGCGUGGCCAGGGCGUGUCCAUGGAGGCGGCGCUGGAGGCGGCGCUGGCGGCCGGAGCCCAGGACGUGGCCCCCGACGACGACGACGACGGCGACGAGCCGGCGCUCAAG